AUGUCAUUCACAGUCAAUGCAGAAAUUUCCCAAUUCAACGGGAAAUUAUUUAAAUUAUCUCAUGAUUCAGAAACUACUCAUACCAAGAUGGACGUUAACGUCUUCCUUCCAUCUGGACCAUCAGAAAAGAUCCCAGUCCUUUUAUACCUUUCAGGUUUAACUUGUACCCCUAAUAAUGCUUCCGAGAAAUCAUUCUUCCAGUAUUUUGCAAACAAAUUCGGUUUUGCUAUCAUUUUCCCUGACACUUCUCCUAGAGGGGCUGGCAUUGAAGGUGAAGAUGAUUCGUGGGAUUUUGGUACAGGUGCAGCAUUCUACGUUGAUUCCACCCAAGAGCCAUGGUCUAAAAACUACAACAUGUACUCAUACGUUCAUAAGGAACUCUUGGACAAGCUCGCCGCCUACUAUCCUCAAUUAGACAUCAAAGAUAACAUCAGUAUUACUGGUCACUCAAUGGGAGGUUAUGGUGCUCUUGCUGGAUUCUUCAAGAACCCAGGCAGGUACAAGUCAGUUUCAGCAUUUGCUCCAAUUAGUAACCCACUGAAUUGUAAGUGGGGUGAAAAAUGUUUUGGAAACUAUCUUGGUGAAGACAAAGAAAGCUGGUAUCAAUACGAUCCGACCCAUUUGAUCAAGUCAUACAAGGGACCAACCCCAGACAUUCUUAUUCACCAAGGUGCUCAAGAUGGUUUCUACACCAAGGAUGAACAAUUGCAACCCGAAAACUUUGUUGCUGCAGCCAAGGAAAGUGGCUACGCCGGAAAGGUUGACUUACAUGUAGUAGAUGGGUACGAUCACCUGUACUUUUUCAUCAGUUCAUUCGCAGAAGACCAUGCCAAAUUCCACGCUAAGUAUUUGGGAUUAUGA
Molecule: messenger RNA, 861 nt
Organism: Dujonia railenensis
Lineage: Eukaryota; Fungi; Ascomycota; Pichiomycetes; Serinales; Debaryomycetaceae
Source: the annotation of a GenBank genome assembly